Molecule: messenger RNA, 1062 nt
Organism: Strongylus vulgaris
Lineage: Eukaryota; Metazoa; Nematoda; Chromadorea; Rhabditida; Strongylidae
Source: the annotation of a GenBank genome assembly
AUGUGGUUCUACUAUGCGGGUUAUUUAACUAUAACUCUUUCUACGUUCACUGUAAUUCUCCAGCUGGCUUACAUGCCUAUUAUUGUGAAGAGGGUAGAAAAUUCUCGUGAUAUUGUUCUCCACACGAUAAAAGGUUUUAAGGUUCUGGAAAAUGAUAUAACCAAAUUGAUGAACAGCUCAGAACGUGAGAAAAGAGCUGUGUCCUGUGCUCCUGCAAGACGUGGUCCCCCAGGAACGCCUGGAAAGGACGGCCCACAAGGUGCUGAUGGUCCUAUCGGCAAACGCGGUUUGGAUGCUCGCGACAUUCUAGCUGAACAAGAGGAGAAGUGUAUAAUUUGUCCAGCCGGGAAAAUGGGUCCUGAAGGACCGCCUGGAGAGCGUGGCUUACAGGGAGAGAAAGGACAUAAGGGAUCACCAGGAAUUCCAGCUGUCGAUGGGAUUGAUGGUGUUUUAAGUAAAUUGACCGUUCAGGUUUUGGAAAGAGAUAUAACCAAGUUGAUGAACAGCUCAGAACGUGAGAAAAGAGCUGUAUUCUGUGCUCCUGCAAGACGUGGUCCCCCAGGAACGCCUGGAAAGGACGGCCCACAAGGUGCCGAUGGUCCUAUCGGCAAACGCGGUUUGGAUGCUCGCGACAUUCUAGCUGAACAAGAGGAGAAGUGUGUAAUUUGUCCAGACGGGAAAAUGGGUGAAAUCGGCCCCGAGGGUGACAUCGGACCACCAGGCCAUCCGGGACAUCCAGGAAGACGCGGAACUGCUGGUAGACCCGCUGAAGGAGGAGUCGGAAAACCGGGACCCAAAGGAGCAGACGGUCCAGUAGGACGGGCUGGGGCGCAAGGGCCGCGAGGCAAGCGAAAUUACAUCUAUGGUCCUCCUGGGCCACCAGGACAGCCGGGACCAAAUGGGCUCGAUGGAGUAAAUGGAAAUGUAGGAGAUAGGGGACCUAAAGGACCACCUGGCGAAAAAGGAGCGGAUGCUAAAUUCUGCCCUUGUCCAAUGGAAUUGCAUAUGAUUAGCGAUUCAAAGGUCGGUAGAUAUCCUACCAAUUUUUUAAAAAAUUUGUAA